GUCACAAUUCGCUGACACACAGCAGAGAGAGAAGAGAUGGCAGCAGCGAGGAGGCCGGAGCUUGUGCGCAAAGUGCUGGACCAGUUCCGGUCCACGCAGCGCGUGGGCCGGUUUGCGGUCAAGGGCGUGCGGCCAGUGGACGAGUACAACAUGUGUGCCGUCCACCUCAUGCACGAGCCCACAAAGGCGGAGGUGCUGCACUUUGCCCGCCCAGACAACAACAACGCAUUUGCUGUCGCCUUUGCCACCCUCCCCACAGACGACACGGGCGCGCCCCACAUCCUCGAACACACCGUCCUCUGCGGAAGCAAGAAGUACCCCACCCGCGAUCCAUUCUUCAAGAUGCUCAACAGGUCACUGUCCAACUUUAUGAACGCGCUGACGGGCCCCGACUACACCAUGUAUCCGUUCUCCACCACCAACGCUCAGGAUUUUGCCAACCUCAUGCACGUGUACCUCGAUGCAGCGUUCUUCCCAAACCUCAACGAGCUCGACUUCUGCCAGGAAGGAUGGCGGUUGGAGCACGAGAACGUUCACGACAAGUCGUCUCCCCUGCAGUUCAAAGCGUUCUUCCCAAACCUCAACGAGCUCGACUUCUGCCAGGAAGGAUGGCGGUUGGAGCACGAGAACGUUCACGACAAGUCGUCUCCCCUGCAGUUCAAAGGUUGGCGUGUAUGUGUGUGUGUGUGUGUGUGUGUGUGUGUGUGUGUGUUCCUGACGUACGGCGAUAUGCCCCUCGAGCACCAUCUCGACAUCAUCGAGCGGGAUGUUCUUCAGCACUUCAGCGCACAGGAAAAGCCAACAGCCGAGCUGUUGACGCGGCCGUGGACAGCGCCGCAGCAGCACCACAUCCACUGCGCGCACGACCCCAACGCCGGCGACACCCAGACGAAGAUGAGCGUGUCCUUCCUGACACCCGAGGCGACGGGUCUGUACGAGUCGUUUGUGUACCGCAUGCUGUCGUCGCUGCUGCUUGACUCUGCCAGCUCGCCCUUCUACCAGGCGCUCAUCGACAGCGGGCUCGCGCCGGAGUACAGCCCCAACACGGGCCUCGACAUGCACACUCCACAGGCAUCCUUCUCCGUGGGAGUGCAGGGCAUCCGGGAGAGCGCUGUUGAUGAUGUGCGAACGGCGAUUGACGCGACGCUCCAGCGCUACACAAACGAUCCGUUCGACGACCAGAUGGUGCAAGCGCUGCUGCACCAGAUUGAAGUACGACAGCGGGCAGUGUCGGCCAACUUUGGGCUGCACCUCGUCACCAACGUCGUCUCCGGAUGGAACCACGGCCUUGACCCGCUGGACAUGCUUGAGAUCAAGCCGAUCAUUGAGCGCUUCCGUCGCGAGUACAGCCAGGACCCCAUGCUCUUCCAGAAGAUUAUUCGCCGCGACUUUGUUGAAAAUCCGCACCGCCUUGAAGUGGUCAUGACGCCAUCCAAGUCCUACCAGGAAGACCUGGAUGCGAAGGAGAAGGAGAAACUAAACGCGUUUGUCUCCAAACUGAAGCCAGCGGAUGUGGACGCCAUCUACGACCGCAACCUUGAACUCCUCGCCUCCCAGCAGAAGGAGCGGGAUGUCUCGUGUCUGCCAACGCUGCACGUGGAGGACAUUAACAGGUCUGGCACGUAUUACGACCCCACCAUCACCUCGUCGCAGCCAUUCGACCUCUACACAAACGUGCAGCCAACGAACGGCGUGUGCUACACUCGCGCGUUCUUUGACGGCGCCGGCCUCUCAUAUGAGGACCAGCUCUUCCUUCCCCUCUUCAACCAAAUGCUCACAACGGCUGGUGUUGGCGAUAUUUCGUACAAGGAGUUUCCCCAGAAGGUCCAGAACUGCAUGGACGGAUUGUCCGCGUCCUGUGUUGUUUCCCAGGACUUUUUCAACCCAGACAAGUUCACACACGGCGUGAAUGUGUCGUCGCUGUGCCUGUCAGAGCACGCUGGCGACGCAUUUUCGCUGUGGCAGCGGCUGCUGGUUGAGGCCCGGCUCGACGACCACCACCACCUCCGAAACAUCAUUCGCAUGGCAGCGGCGCUGUCGCUGCCCGUGCACCACUUCAGGGUGACGGUGUUUGGGUGUGUGGAUCCACAGCAACCAUCGUCAGAGGCAUACGACACACGGAAGAGGAUCGAGCACUUGCUCGGGCUGCUGUACGCGUCGCCAUCUGCACCACAGCCCCACGAUACCCCAGGCACCAGUCACGCACCUGCCGCCACGGCCACCACCACCACCACAGCCGCCACAUCGACGACCAAGGCUGCACUUCAGCCGUUCCCACAGCAGCAGCAGCAGCAGCAGCAGCAGCAACAUCAUCUUGUCGAGGAGGCGCUUGGGGAUGUGCCGGGGAAGGAGAUACAGUCGCCCGCGCAGAUGUAUGGCCGCGGGAAACACAGCGUCAUGUGGCGGGGCCUGGCGCAGCGCCCGCGCUCGCGCCGCCUCCCCCAGUCUGCCAUUGACCGGCUGCUGCUUGGGCCGGACCUUGACACGCUACGCGCCAUCUUGCCACGCAAGCGCCCCGCCUCCGCUCGCAGUAGCACUGCCUCGCCAGCACACAACAACAGCAACAGCAGCACGCGUCGAGGGCGAUCACAGCGGCCCCGGCUGGUGAUGAUGAGCGUGGACGACUACCGCGCCAAGUCGCCCUCCGUCGUCGUGUCCAUGUCACCGCCCCGCACGUCUCACUCGCCAUCACCGCCGCCGCAACAAGAAUCCUCGCACCGGCUAUCACUGCCAAGAGAGGCAUCAUCGACCUCACGACACUCGUCGCUGUCAUCGUCACGGUGCGCCUCUCCAUCAGAGGAGCGCGAGUGCCGGUGGCCGCACGUGCCGCUCUGCCAACACCUCGCAGCGGCGAUCCAGGAGUGGGCGCUACUGCAUGCGCCAACCACCCACGAUGAUGAUGAUGAUGAUGAUGUCUUCUCUGCGGCGAAGUACGCUGCGAGUCAGAUGCAUGAGCAGGAGGAGCUGCUUGCGCUGGGAACAGAACGCGAUCUGUCACCGGAGUGUCGCUCGCUCGCGCCGUUCAUGCAUGAAGCCUUUGCCAGCGGUGAUCACAGGCGCAUUCUGCGAGCCUUUGAUCGCCUCUUGUGCUUCAUCACCAUUGACGAUGUGCAGUGGUUUCUUGGCAUGCAACACACCCAGGGUACCGUCUCGGGCUUGCCGCCCCCGUGCUGCACGCUGCUUGAGGCGUUCCAAGCACCAAACUCGCCGCAAGGCCCUUCCAUCCUCACGAAGGGUGCUCGGGCGCUGUUGAAACACUGCCAUCGCGACCACAGCCUCUCGUUCUGGGGCAACCCGACCGGCUCAGAGGCGGACAAGAAUGCGGCUGCGCUCGAUGUGCUUCGGCGGAUCCUGGGCCAUUCCACCUGGUUGAACGUCCACACCCUCCCUGCCAGCGUGCACGCACGCGAGAAGAGGCGGCACGCUGUGCUGGACGCGACAAAGGAGGACAUUCUCAAUGCUGUGGAGACACAUCUUGCGCCAGCGACAGUCCAGGCCGCGAGCACGGGGCUGCUGAUUCCGGCACACAUGGCGGAGGCGGUGAAGGAGACGGGGGCACGCGUCACGCUGCUUGAGGCGUUCCAAGCACCAAACUCGCCGCAAGGCCCUUCCAUCCUCACGAAGGGUGCUCGGGCGCUGUUGAAACACUGCCAUCGCGACCACAGCCUCUCGUUCUGGGGCAACCCGACCGGCUCAGAGGCGGACAAGAAUGCGGCUGCGCUCGAUGUGCUUCGGCGGAUCCUGGGCCAUUCCACCUGGUUGAACGUCCACACCCUCCCUGCCAGCGUGCACAUACACACACACUUCCAACCUAUGGACGUUCGUGGCGUGUCUGUUGCCGCAUUGAAGCGGCUGAGGGCUGAUUUGAAGAAGGCGUUUCCAGAAGAGUAUGCGCGGAUGACGACGCAGCACGCACGCGAUUCGUUCAUCGUGCCAAAGACGCAAGCAGACGAAGGGAAUGGAGGACAACGUGCGUACGUGGACGUGGUGAAGGACGGGAACGAGGAGCACGUGGCCCCCGCGACCGUCUACGUCUCACACGCCUGGAGCUGCAAGAUCGUGGAUGUGCUGGACGCGCUCAUCGACUUUGCCAGACAAGAGCAGAAGAAGGCGAAGAAGACAGAGAAAGAACAGCAGGCCGCCUCCGGCAAUCAGGAUCAGAAGGGCAGCACCGCAGCAGCAAGCAGCAACACCAAAACGGCCCUUGCACGGCACUACUUUUGGCUGGACAUCUUCAGUCGCAAGCAACACCGCACAACCAGCAAGAGUGACGAAAGCGGUGACGACGACGACGUACACUCGCCAGAGUGGUUGAGCGGGAUACUAAAGCCAGCCAUUGCCUCAAUUGGCAGGGUGGUUGUCGUGCUAACGGACUGGAGCAAGCACGUACCACUGAGCCGUGCGUGGUGCCUGUGGGAAAUGCACUGCGGGCUGAGCCAGGACGGCGUCGGCGUCACAGUGCACUUGUCAUCCCGUCAGCGCUCCUCGCUGUGCAACGCCAUUCAAUACGACGCCAGCUGUGUCCAUCUGAAAGGGAUGGUGAACGUGGACGUGUCCAAGGCAGAUGCAAGCAGAGAGGCGGACAAGACGAGCAUCCUUGCUGCCAUCGAAGCUGAUGGCGGCUGUGAUGCUCUCAACGCCCGCACAAAGGAAUUCAUGCAGGACUGGUGGAGGGACACGCUGGCAGCGCUUGUGGAGGAUCAGGAGGUGAACGACACCAGCGACGCCAUUGCUCACCUCUCGCUGUCGUCGCACGUGCAGAUGGCGCUUCUUGGCAUUGGGCGGUCGAUACGAACGGACUCGGAACUGGAGACCAGCGGCGUCUUUGUGACUUCGAGCGUGAGGGAGAAGGUGGCUUCCGUACAGCAGUCACAAGAAAAGCCACGGCAGCAGCAGUCGUCCUCACAGCAACAGGCACGAAAGCAGCCACAACAGCAGCCACAACAGCAGCCACGAAAGCCUGAGCAACAGGCACGAACUCAGCCACAACCACCACAGCGAUCGCAACAGCUGCCACAGCGAUCGCAACAGCUGCCACAGCGAGCACAACAGCAAAAGCAAAAGCAAAAGCAACAGCAGCCACUGCCACAGACUGACAAGCCCCAGUUUGGGCCGAUGAAGAAAUCCUUCAAGGGGAAGGAGGCAUAUGACCUGUACUUCCAAAUGGCCACGGUGCUUGUGGCGCAGAAGGACCACAGCACGGCCAUCACCACAUUCAACCAGGCCCUCGCUGUCCUCAAGUCAACGCACGGUACGCUGGAGCACGAGGAUGCUGUCCACAUCCUGUGUGGCAUUGGCGGCUGCUUCUACUUCACCAACGAGCCCGAUGUCGGCGCACGGUACUACCAGCGCGCGCUGGAUGUGUGCGAGAAGACGGUGGGUCUCACGUCCGUGCGAGGGCUGGAGUCGCUCGACUCGUAUGCGUUCAUGCUGCUCACAACAGGCGAGGUGGAGAAGGAGAUUGCGCGGCGGGAGCAGGCCCUCACCAUCCGGAAGCAAUUCCUAGGAGACUCGCACCUGGACCUCAUCAAGUCGUAUGAUGACCUCGGUAUGGCAUACCGCCGCUUCCGCCGGCCCGACCUCGCUGCAGAUUGCUUCUUGCAGGCGCAGCGCAUCACCCGCGCCACGCUGGGCGCCAACCACCGUAACGAGGCCAUGGUGUGCCACCACAUGGGGCUUGCGCUUACGGAGAUGGGCGACAGCACAGGUGCACUGCCAUACCUCGAGCGGGCUGUUGCCAUCUACGAUGGGGCGGUGGAACCUGACGACAGUGCGGCCGUGUCCGCGAGGGAGGCGCUUGAGAAGGUUCGUGGGUACCUUGCAGGCAACAGUGCAAGCAACAACAGCGCGAGCAAGAAGACGACACGAAAGAAGGGCAAGGGCAAGAAGCCACACAAGCACCAGAGAAAGUAGUGGUUUGGAUGGCGACUGUGGAGUUGGGGGUUGGUUGGGGUUGGGGGAUGCGUUGGCUGGGGAGAGAGCUGGAGAAGGUUUGGACAACGCUUUAUGAUUCCAAGCAUUCCAAGUGUGCACAUUCUGGGCUUCUUGUGCCGGCUGAAGCAUAAGACUGCAGUGAGUUACAAUCGGGCAGUUAUUUUCAAUGGGGGCAAGUACACGGCCGCAAUGCCACAAAGUGGACUGUUACAUGGCAAUAAGCAGCAGCUAUUCCUUGCCGCUUCAGUUGCUUGUUGAUUGAAUUUACUAGAGCGCUCUCA
This is a messenger RNA of Salpingoeca rosetta, 6215 nucleotides long. RefSeq lists its product as uncharacterized. NCBI's taxonomy places the organism in Eukaryota, Choanoflagellata, Craspedida, Salpingoecidae. The record is from RefSeq and is a predicted model, not a curated record. Gene Ontology annotation, cellular component: mitochondrial matrix. The coding region runs from base 37 to 5913 and encodes 1958 amino acids. Gene Ontology annotation, molecular function: protein binding; metal ion binding. The transcript has 28 exons. Gene Ontology annotation, biological process: protein processing.